Molecule: messenger RNA, 3398 nt
Organism: Uranotaenia lowii
Lineage: Eukaryota; Metazoa; Arthropoda; Insecta; Diptera; Culicidae
Exons: 2
Coding region: 1951-2856 (301 amino acids)
Molecular function (GO): zinc ion binding; nucleic acid binding
Source: RefSeq, a predicted model, not a curated record
UUUUGAACCGUUUUAUGGUUUUUCUUGAAGAACUUCUGAAAUUUUUAUUUUUCAUCCAUAAUCAAUUGUUGAAUUUUACCCAUUUCUUGAGUUCCAAUCGAAAUCGCAGUAAACGGUUGAACUCGAAAGGGAAAAAGAUUCUGUGUUGUUGUUUUCUAAACUUUUCGAUAAUGUUUUGUAAAUUUAAGAGCUAAAAUAUUCGGGCUUUACUAUUUUCCUUCUUUUAUAUCUGAUUCCGAACAAGUUCAAAAUCGAGGAAUUGAGGAGUAAGUCUGAGAAGCCUUCAGAUCCGGCGGAGCAAAUGUAAUACCGGUAUGGAAUAAAAUUAAUGCUGAUAUCAUAACCUCUAAUAUCCGUUUCAAACAUCUAGGUCAAACAUUCUCAUUCAAAUCGCAAUACAAACCGUGUGGUAACAGGAAAUAAUCCCCGAGAACAAAAUAAACACUGGCUGCUAAAACAUUGGUUCGCCCAGCAGUGGAAAAAAGCUGCUCCGCAAGGCUCAUCAAAAACGUUGGGAACUUUUCAAUGUUUGGUCUACACCUACAGCCCAGCAGGAGUCAAAUCGAGGAGGGAUCUAUCUACAGGGUUCCGAUCAAUAUACCGAUGGCAACGGAGAGCACCACAAACGAAAAUUAGACUGUCGGAUCCUUGACAUUAUGCGCUUAGAGGUGUAUUACAGGAAAUUUGUGCAAGUGCUUAGAUAAUCCGUCUCGAUAAAGCUGAUAGGCGUCAGCUUUAUUAAACUUGGAUCUUUUCCAUGAAUCGGCAGUAACGUAGCAUAAUACAUUGGGAAGAGCUGUUCCAGAAAAUUUACAACGUAGAGGCGAGUACGAAGCGAGCUUUGAUGGGUUGCCGGUUUCCGGAUCGGCCUGCAUGGUGCACAGGAAGUCUGAAUUUCUGUAGUGAAAAUCACCGAUGCACAUUUUCGUCGAAACUUUUCCUAGUAGGGAUCUCAGAGCGAGCCGGAUACGAAAGACUCCAUUCGACUGGAUCUUAAUUUUGGAUCUUAAUCAUGUAUUACAGGAAUAAAUAAUGUUUCUUAUACUAAUACGUAAUACUACGAAGUAACUAAUAAAUUUGGUAACUCAGAUUUUGCGUUUAGAUUCAAAUUUAAUUGAAAAACUUUUGUUAGCCUCCUUAAAGAUUGAAUCUGGUUCCCUUUUUUUCUGAAAAAAAGGUUGUUUUUCAACCAUUAUUGUCUGCGAGAGCAUGUUUGAAAAAUAACCAUAAUGCAAGUUCUCCGUUAAAUCCCAUUUUAUGAGUUUUCAGUGAAAACUCAUAAAACGACUUGAUCCACAAAACUGCCAUUAUGGUUAUUAUUCAAACAUUAAUGGUUCAACAUGGCCGAGCGUGUAUGUGAAUCGCUUAAACCUGACAUAGGCCGAUGACAUAGUAAGAGCGAUGCGAUGCGAAUUGGCGAACGCGGCCAAUGCGAACUCGAGUGGCGGAACAAAUUGACAUCUGCUUCGCCGCGUUGAGUCAGGUCAGGUUUAAGCGAUUCACAUACAUUUUCAUCAAAUGUGGUUCGCCGCAUUGAAUCGCAUUCGCCGUUUCGCAUCGCAUCGCACUCACUAUGUCAUCGGCCAUACUCAAUGCGGUGAAGGAGAUGUCAAUUUGUUCCGCCGCUCGAGUUCGCAUAGGCUGCGUCUGUAAAUUUUCCGCCAAUUCGCAUCGCAUCGCACUCACUGGGAGACUUGACUCAGCGAUUUUAAACCGAAUAAACGUGUGUUGCCAAUUUUAGUAGGAUUAAGCUGUGAUUGUGCUAUUUAUUUUAAAAUUAACCUAUUUUGAUCCGUACUACCAACUUGUUCGUCUUUAAUUUAUUACCGUGCUGUUAAAAUAUAGUGUGUAUUGAGUGGAAUGAGCAUAAACUAAGCUGCCCCCGAGGGGGCAGCGGCUACAAAUAAAAAUGAUAACCUCAAACCAGUUCAUACUCCGGACGACCAAGAGAUGGUAGAUAUCAUUAAAAACAUGAAUGAUCAACAUAAUCAACCCAAUCAAGUAAGUCAAAACGAACCAGAAAUAGAACCGAUGAGAAAAAUAUACCAGAAAUUCAAUUACUGCGAAACAGAUAGUAGACCAUACAGAGUCAUUGUAGAGAACACAGACCUAAAAAGAAGAAAAUAUAUAAAUAGGCUUCAAAUUGGAAUUCUAUUGAAUCAAUUAGGCUUCGACAAAUGUAUCGAUGACAUAAAAAAGACCGGACGUAAUAAAGCUACCGUUUAUGUUGGGAACAUGAAGGAUGCCAACAGAUUAGCUGACUGUCAGAGUUUACUCAUAAAAGGAUACAAAUCGUACAUCCCCAAAAAGUUUGUUACUGUAACGGGAGUUAUUUCCGAUAUUCCUUUAGAACUGAAUCCGAAUGAAAUUUUUGAAAAUGUGAUUUGUGAUGUCAAAGUGGAAUCAGUGUUUAGAAUGACAAGGAGAUAUAACGAGGAAAGGAUCCCAACCAACCGAGUAGGUAUCGUGUUCAGAAGUAAUAUGUUGCCAAGGUAUGUAAGAUUGUUUUCUGUGAUAAAUCGAGUCGAACCAUUCAUACCACGUCCUAUUAUAUGUUUUAAGUGUCUUAGGUACAACCAUCUAUCCAAAAACUGCCAAAGUUCCGUACUUAGAUGUAAUAACUGCACUGACGAAGCGAAUGAUGGACACGAGCCAUGUCCAAAGAUAUCAUAUUGCUUUCACUGUAAAAAAGAGGGCCACAUUACCACGGACCGGUCCUGUCCCCAGCGCAAGAAGGAAUCGGAAACACUAGCGAUUAUGGCGAGACGAAAUGUGACGUACCAAGAGGCGAGAGAGUUAUUAAACAUUCCAACUAUCAAUCAAUUUGAUGCACUUAGAAACGUAGAAGGCCGAUGACAUAGGCCGAUGACAUAGUGAAUACGAUGCGAUGCGAUGCGGUGAAUGCGGUUCAAUGCGGUGAACCACAUUUGAUGAAAAUGUAUGUGAAUCGCUUAAACCUGACAUACUCAACGCGGCGAAGCAGAUGUCAAUUUGUUCCGCCGCUUGAGUUCGCGUAGGCUGCGUCCGUAAUUUUUCCGCUAAUUCGCAUCGCAUCGCACUCACUAUGUCAUCGGCCAUAGUGAAUACGAUGCGAUGCGAUGCGGUGAAUGCGAUUCAAUGCGGUGAACCACAUUUGAUGAAAAUGUAUGGGAAUCGCUUAAACCUGACAUACUCAACGCGGCGAAGCAGAUGUCAAUUUGUUCCGCCGCUCGAGUUCGCGUAGGCUGCGUCCGUAAAUUUUCCGCCAAUUCGCAUCGCAUCGCACUCACUAUCCCGCUUAAUAAUUAUUCUACUAGGGCUACUAGAAUUCUAGUAGCAAUUCUAGUAGAAUUCUACUAGAACUUCUGCAGCCAGCCAAGUCGAAAAUGGCCCAGCCGAUUCUACUUGGGAUGAAUUUU